ACACGCGAUAGAUACGCGUAGCAACGUGCGACUGUCGUCAUCGCGUCGUGCCAAUUUGUUUUUCAAGUAAGAACAAAGUCAAAGAGAAAAUAUUAAUACGUAAGAAACAACACAAGCUUUACAAGGAUUUAAUAACAAUAUGAACGCACCACCGACCUUUGAAUCAUUCUUACUCUACGAAGGAGAGAAAAAAAUAAUAAAGGAACAGGACACGAAGGUACCAAAUGCUGCUAUUUUUACCGUGAAUAAAGAAGAUCAUACUCUGGGAAAUAUGAUUCGGAACCAAUUAUUGAAAGAUCCUCAAGUCUUGUUUGCUGGCUACAAGGUACCUCAUCCAUUGGAACAUAAAUUUGUAAUUAGAAUACAAACAACAUCGGAUUAUACACCACACGAAGCUUUUAUGCACGCGAUAACCGAUCUUAUAGCAGAAUUAUCGUUAUUCGAAGAACGUUUUAAGGAGGCAAUAAAAGAAAAAAAGGAAGGGUUGGAUUAAUGAAUUUGAUAUUCGUUAUAGAUUUUAACAAAUGAAUAUGUGUAUAUAUAUAUAUAUAUAUGUCUCAAUUCGAUCUAGACUAAUUUCUUAUAUUUGCAAGAUCUUUACACGAUUGAGCACCUGAUGCAAUUGUUUCUUAAGUAGAUAUCUAACUUCAAAAAAUGUUUCUGUGAUCUUACUUAAAUACAAGAUUUGCAACUACAUUCGAGUAAAUUUCAUUAUUGAAUAUUUUCUGCGUUUCUGUAUUAAUUUUAUUCUUUAGGUUUUUACAAAGUACUUCCUUCGAUUUAUUUUACACAAACGUUAUGACAAGUUUAUAAAUUCAUAUAUAUGUAUAAAUAGGAUGACAAUAGUUUGAGACAAUAAUUGUUUUUUUUUUUUUUGUGUAUUAAAGUGUUCAAUUUUUGUGAGACUUAAAUAUUUGAAUUAUUUCAUCAACUUGCAAUAAAAACUGGAUAAUCAACGUUGGAACCUUUAUCUGUCAGGUACAAAAAAGCAACAAGCAAAUUAUACGAAUAGAUAAAAGCCGAUACUAUAAAUUAUUUUUGUAAUCAAGAAACUAACACAUAAACUUAGACAACCGAUUUCAAUUUGUAACUUAGAUUAACGUAUUAUAAAUAGUCUAUUAAGAUAAAAUAUAUUUCAUACCAAAUACGUAUGUAUAUUAUUAGAAACAAAAUAAUUGUGCCAAAUAUAUAAUAGAGGAACUACUUAUUAGAGUAUUGCGCACAUUUUGUACGUAAUAAAUAUUAAAUAGGAGAUGCAUCGAUUGAUAUAAA
Molecule: messenger RNA, 1272 nt
Organism: Vespula pensylvanica (western yellowjacket)
Lineage: Eukaryota; Metazoa; Arthropoda; Insecta; Hymenoptera; Vespidae
Gene: Rpb11
Product: DNA-directed RNA polymerase II subunit RPB11
Exons: 4
Coding region: 140-493 (117 amino acids)
Biological process (GO): transcription by RNA polymerase II
Cellular component (GO): RNA polymerase II, core complex
Molecular function (GO): protein dimerization activity; DNA binding
Source: RefSeq, a predicted model, not a curated record